This is a messenger RNA of Funneliformis caledonium, 396 nucleotides long. The record is from the annotation of a GenBank genome assembly. Lineage: Eukaryota; Fungi; Glomeromycota; Glomeromycetes; Glomerales; Glomeraceae.
AUGGGAAAUGUAAUUGAAGGAUUUAGUGAUUGCUUUCCAAAAAAAAAGAAAAAAGCUCAAGGACAUAAACUCGGUACGAGAAAUGAAAACAACAAUAAUAAUCCAAUUGGAAACAAUGUAGGAAAUGAAAAAACAGGAAAAACAGGAAAAGAUACAAGUGGUGUACAAACUCUUGAUAACGGUAAAACAGUAGGGAGUGUUAGUGUUAAGACUGGAGGAAUGCCCUCGAGAGAAGACAUGGCUGCUGCUGCUCAAAAAAGGCAAGAUGAUGCUAAAUUAAAGGGAGUAAUAAAAGGUGGUGGUAAAUUAAGUAAGAAACUUGAAGAACAACAAAAAAAUUCCAAUCAGCCUGAAUCAAUUCCUUCAAAUUCAAAUUUACAAUGGAGGGUCGAUUAA